Messenger RNA from Marmota flaviventris (yellow-bellied marmot), 1678 nucleotides. It is a transcript of the gene Calcr, whose product is annotated as calcitonin receptor. NCBI's taxonomy places the organism in Eukaryota, Metazoa, Chordata, Mammalia, Rodentia, Sciuridae. Gene Ontology annotation, molecular function: calcitonin receptor activity. Gene Ontology annotation, biological process: cell surface receptor signaling pathway; adenylate cyclase-activating G protein-coupled receptor signaling pathway; positive regulation of cytosolic calcium ion concentration. Gene Ontology annotation, cellular component: axon; plasma membrane. The record is from RefSeq and is a predicted model, not a curated record.
AGGACAAGGAGGGAUCUUCAAAAACCAAAAAUGAAGUUGCCAAUGACAUGCCGGUGCCUGGCACUGUUCGUUCUUCUGAAUCACCCAACUCCAAUUCUUCCUGCCUAUUCCAAUCUCACUGAUCCAACAACUAUGACUGAGCCAUACCUGUAUAUCAUAGGCCGCCAGAGGAUGAUGGAUGCCCAGUACAAAUGCUAUGACCGCAUGCAGAAUAUGCCACCAUACGAAGGAGAAGGUCCAUACUGCAACCGCACCUGGGAUGGCUGGAUGUGCUGGGAUGACACUCCGGCUGGAAUGUUGACCUCCCAGUACUGCCCCAAUUACUUUCCAGAUUUUGACCCCACAGAAAGGGUCACAAAAUACUGUGAUGAAAAUGGGGUUUGGUUCAAACAUCCCCACAACAAUCGAACCUGGACCAACUAUACCCUGUGUAACGCUUUCACUCCUGAGAAGCUGCAGAAUGCGUACUCUCUGUACUACCUGGCUAUCGUGGGUCACUCUUUGUCCAUUUUCACCUUGGUGAUUUCCCUGGGGAUCUUUGUGUUCUUCAGGAGCCUUGGCUGCCAACGUGUGACUCUGCACAAGAACAUGUUUCUGACCUACAUUCUGAACUCCAUGAUUAUCAUCAUCCACCUGGUUGAAGUCGUGCCCAACGGAGAUCUGGUGCGCCGGGACCCCGUGAGCUGCAAGAUUCUGCACUUCUUCCACCAGUACAUGAUGGCUUGCAACUAUUUCUGGAUGCUCUGCGAAGGGGUCUAUCUCCAUACUCUCAUCGUGGUGUCUGUGUUCGCUGAGGGGCAACGUCUGUGGUGGUAUUACCUUCUGGGCUGGGGGUUCCCGCUGGUGCCAUGCACUAUCCAUGCGAUUACCAGGGCUCUGUACUUCAAUGACAACUGCUGGCUGAGUGUGGACACCCAUCUGCUUUACAUCAUCCAUGGCCCUGUGAUGGUGGCGCUGGUGGUCAACUUCUUCUUUCUGCUCAACAUCGUCCGGGUGCUUGUGACCAAGAUGAGGGAGAGCCAUGAGGCAGAGUCCCGCAUGUACUUGAAGGCUGUGAAGGCUACUAUGUUCCUUGUGCCCCUGCUCGGAAUCCAGUUUGUUGUCUUUCCGUGGAGGCCCUCCAACAAGGUGCUUGGGAAGAUCUACGAUUACCUCAUGCACUCUCUGAUCCACUUCCAGGGAUUCUUCGUGGCGACUAUCUACUGCUUCUGCAACAACGAGGUCCAAACCACCGUGAAGCGCCAAUGGAUGCAGUUCAAAAUCCAAUGGAACCAGCGCUGGGGAAGGCGCCCCAACCGCCGCUCUGCCGCUCGCGCUGCCGCCGCCGCAGCCGCUGCUGAGGAGGGCGACCUCCCGGUGUACAUCUGCCACCAGGAGCCUAGGAAUGAGCCUGCCAACAACCAAGGCGAGGAGGGUGCUGAGAUCAUCCCCAUGAAUGUCAUCGAGCAAGAGUCAUCCGCUUGAAUGUGAAGCACACACAGCAUCGUGAUCACUGAGCCUUCAUUUCCUGGGAGAAAGAUAGAUCAUGCAUUUAACGAUCCCCAUCCUCCCAGGAGCUGAGCAUAUCAUUUGUGAAGAAUUAUUAAGUGAAUUUGUCCAUAGUGAAUUUGAAGAAAGUGAUUCUUGGUACUAUUGCUUUGGGAGACAGUCUAGGAAUGGAGUCUCCCACUGCAACUUG